Molecule: messenger RNA, 1023 nt
Organism: Penicillium cataractarum
Lineage: Eukaryota; Fungi; Ascomycota; Eurotiomycetes; Eurotiales; Aspergillaceae
Exons: 1
Coding region: 1-1023 (340 amino acids)
Source: RefSeq, a predicted model, not a curated record
AUGAAGGUAGAAGUCCCAUAUUCUCAAGGGGGUGAGGCAUCGCCCGCCAGCCCAGAGACCAACUCCAAGGCUACCCCAGAGGCGAACCCAGUGACUACCCCGAAGAGCAGCCCAGACAUCAGUCCCAGCACCAGCCCAAGCACUAUCACAAGCUCGACACCACCCGGCACAUACCCUCAUAGCACGGAGACUGAGCCGGCGACCUCACCAAAGCUACCUCCAGACUCCAAGCCAACCGGGGACACCUCCACCUCCUCAGACUCAGACUCGGAUUCUGAUUCUGAUUCCGAUUAUGAACACGGAUUACUACCAUUCGAAGUCCAGUUCGCACGAUACAUGAACCUUGGCUACCCAGACGAGGAUUACUACUUGACUCGCUAUUCCGUUCGACUUCCUUCUGGAUACUGGCUCGCAAAUGAGAUCCCUCUGGACCAAGUUGUCAGAAACAUUCCCAUCAUUGGCUUCGUGAACGAAUACAACCAGCCGAUCCCCUCUCUCGAUGGCCCCGACAUCCACUUGACCCUGGCCAGCAUCGACACAAUCACCCGCAUCGGAGAGGAAAAUGACCAAGCCGGAAUGUUGGAUCUGGGCCAAGUGUUCUAUCUAAAUGGUCCCCGCAAAGGUCAACUCAACGACGCAUAUGCCUGGAUCGCUCUGAGAGGCAACGAAGGGGACAAAUUUGUCAUGUCACGACGCGCACGCAAUCGCCUCGUCCCCAACUGGAAGGAUCUGAUCAAGGACUGGAAGGGCUUUGAUGAAUGCAUCCCGGACCCUUGUCAUGGACUUCGAAUGCUUGCCGUGAGAGGCGGUUGCCAGGCGAUCCAUUGUGUUUGGGUUAUCUGUGCCCAGAGAGGCAUAGAUUUGACCGAGGCCGAUCUCAAAGACUUCCUGGCCGGCAAGAUCGAUGACAGCCACCCUGCCGCCAAGCUCCUCGCCGCGGGCCAUCAAAUACUGGUCACUUCUCGCUCAUUUGAAGACGCGAUCGAGAAGAUGCAAGCGAUUGUGGACGACAUGGAAGUCUAA